GAGAAUCCGAAAGAAGUUUGCCGUUUGCUUUGAGAAUCGCCAGUUGAAAAUGGAGUCGAUUAACACGAAUGAAACUCCCAAUUCCCAAAAUAAAGCUGAGCAGAAAAACCAGAAUUCCAAAAAGAAGAAGACCAAGGAAGGAGAGUUGAAUUUAUUGGGAUACCCUAUAGAUGGGAUAUCAAUAGCGGGUCACGAGACGUGCAUAAUACUCCCCACGCUCAACUUAGCAUUUGACAUCGGCAAGUGUCCUCAACGCGCUAUCUCCCAGCAGUUUCUCUUCAUCUCCCAUGGCCACAUGGACCAUAUAGGAGGACUGCCCAUGUAUGUUGCGACCCGUGGCUUAUACCGAAUGGCACCCCCAACAAUUAUUGUGCCAAAAGUCAUAAAAGAAAGUGUGGAAAAGAUAUUUGAAGCUCACAGGGCAAUGGACCACUCCGAGCUUAAGCAUACUCUUAUUGGUUUGGAUGUGGGUGAAGAAUAUAACUUAAGAAAAGACCUUAAAGUGAGAGCUUUUAGGACUUACCAUGCCAUUCCUAGCCAGGGUUAUAUAGUUUAUUCUGUGAAACAGAAACUUAAGCAGGAAUAUAUUGGACUAUCAGGAGAGGAAAUUAAAAAAUUGAAGCUAUCAGGCGUGGAGAUCACCUACACAACUACAUCACCUGAAAUUGCUUUCACGGGAGACACUAUGUCCGACUUUAUUACUGAUCCCGACAACAUUGAUGUCUUAAGGUCAAAGAUCCUCAUUAUGGAGAGCACCUAUGUUGAGAAUUUAACAACAGUGGCCGAUGCAAGAGAAUAUGGACACACUCAUUUGUCAGAGAUUAUCAGUUAUGCUGACAGGUUUGAGAAUAAAGCAAUUCUUCUAAUUCACUUUUCAGCUCGUUAUCAGUUAGAUGUCAUUGAAGAUGCUGUUUCUGCAUUGGCUCCACCUUUGGCAGGACGAGUUUUUGCCCUCGCUAAAGGAUUUUGAUGUAUGAUGAAGCUCCAAGUUUUCACAGCGUACAUCCAACUGCUGUAGACGGAGGGAGAGAUAACCGGCUACUUGGCUUCCAAGAAACCAAGGCAUGCAAUGGCACCCUGGCUCAAGGACUUCAUCAAAUUUGCCAAACCGCUCCUUGAUAGCAACCUUAGAUUGAUCUACUUGUACACAACACAAUAGAUUUCCCAUUUCCUACUCAAAUUGCAGCAAAAUUGAUAUAAGAUAUUACGGGUGACAGAAUAUUUUUUCUAUAUCUGAACUACAUCGUAAAAUAAUUUGUCAAUGAUAUGUUUUCAAUGAAAAUUCAAAUA
Olea europaea var. sylvestris is the source of this 1290-nucleotide messenger RNA. RefSeq names its product nuclear ribonuclease Z. The transcript is spliced from 9 exons. Lineage: Eukaryota; Viridiplantae; Streptophyta; Magnoliopsida; Lamiales; Oleaceae. Bases 50 to 970 code for a protein of 306 amino acids. The record is from RefSeq and is a predicted model, not a curated record.